Messenger RNA from Camellia sinensis, 3883 nucleotides. The record is from RefSeq and is a predicted model, not a curated record. Lineage: Eukaryota; Viridiplantae; Streptophyta; Magnoliopsida; Ericales; Theaceae.
AAUAUUAAUCACACCCAACUGUCGCUCACUGCUACCAUUUUUGCAACAGCUCGACGAAGCUGCCCGGAGAGGCGGUGCUACUGGUGCGUGCGUGUGCCCUAUCUAUCUAGCCUCCCAAUUUCCAUCUAAUUUACACAGGCACCCUCUGUGCUCUCUCUCUCUGCUCUCUAUAAAUACCAAAAUACAAAAUCCAUUCUUGAAUGUCGGUAUCGCAGACUCUCACACUGCGUUUUUCUUCUUCGAGAGGCUUCUUCUUCUUGCCCUUCCUUAUCUUCCCUCGCAUCAACCACGCUCGUCCUCUCGGAUUCCUCACCUCAACCUCUCAUCAUUCAACUAUGUCGCUGAACCAGAGAAAGGUUGGGUAUACGGAACAAAGAUGGAAAGAGAAGCCAAAUUCCUCCCAGAUGUCUCCAGGCAGGGAGAGUGUGUCAAAAGCAGCUGCUGAUGUUGUGACUAACAGACUUGGUGCAAUGAGUAUUGCUGGAAACAGUGGGCAAAUCCGUGUUGGAUUGGGAAACCAUGUGACUGUGGAAGGUCGGCGAGCUGUCUGGAAGCCCAAGUCAUAUGGAACAGUGAGUGGAGACACAAUGGUAGAAGUUGAAAAAACACCUGCCGAUCAAACGGCUGCAGCUGAAAAAAACAGUGCCGUUCUGAGCAAGUUGUUUAAGGGUAAUCUAUUGGAGACCUUCACUGUGGAUAACUCCACUUACUCCCUUGCCCAAAUAAGAGCCACCUUCUAUCCCAAAUUUGAAAAUGAAAAGUCCGACCAAGAGGUUAGGACAAGGAUGAUAGAGAUGGUGUCCAAAGGUCUAGCUACCUUGGAGGUAUCACUUAAACAUUCAGGAUCUCUUUUUAUGUAUGCUGGUCAUGAGGGUGGAGCAUAUGCCAAAAAUAGCUACGGGAAUAUAUACACUGCUGUUGGUGUUUUUGUGCUUGGAAGGAUGUUUCGUGAAGGAUGGGGAACUGAAGCUAGCAAAAAGCAAGCGGAGUUCAAUGACUUUCUUGAGAGCAACCGUAUGUGCAUAUCAAUGGAACUGGUAACUGCUGUUUUGGGAGACCAUGGACAACGUCCUCGAGAUGACUAUGUGGUUGUGACGGCAGUCACAGAAUUGGGCAAUGGAAAACCAAAGUUCUACUCAACUCCUGAUAUAAUUGCCUUUUGUAGGAAAUGGCGCCUACCGACAAAUCAUGUGUGGUUGUUCUCAACAAGGAAAUCGGUGACAUCAUUUUUUGCUUCCUAUGAUGCACUCUGUGAGGAAGGAACAGCAACAACUGUAUGUAAGGCUCUUGAUGAAGUUGCCGAUAUAUCCGUACCAGGAUCAAAAGACCAUAUAAAGGUGCAGGGUGAAAUCUUGGAGGGUCUUGUGGCUCGUAUGGUAAGCCACGAGAGCUCGAAACAUAUGGAGCAGGUUUCAAGAGAUUUCCCCCCACAAUCUGUAGAGGGAGUUGACCUAGAUCUCGGACUGAGCCUGCGGGAAAUAUGUGCUGUAAAUAGGUCAGAUGAAAAGCAGCAAAUAAAAGCUCUUCUUGAGAGUGUUGGGACUUCUUUCUGCCCUGAUUAUUUAGACUGGUUUGGGAAUGGUGCAACUGAUUCACAUUCCAGAAAUGCUGAUCAAUCUGUUCUUUCAAAAUUUUUACAAGCACAUCCUGCUGAUUUUUCUACCACUAAAUUGCAGGAAAUGAUUCGUUUGAUGAGAGAGAGGCGUUUUCCUGCUGCUUUUAAGUGUUAUCAUAACUUUCACAAAAUUGGUUCUGUAUAUAGUGACAACCUGUUCUUCAAAAUGGUCAUCCAUGUCCACAGCGAUUCAGCAUUUCGACGAUAUCAGAAAGAGAUGAGGAACAAACCAGGAUUGUGGCCUCUAUAUCGAGGAUUUUUUGUUGACAUAAAUUUAUUCAAGGAAAACAGGGAGAAAGCUGCUCAAACUGCAAAAAACACCAAUGAUUUGCUUAAAAAUGUCAACAGUAGCAAUGGAACAUUAGCAAAAGAUGAUUUAGCAGAUGAAGAUGCAAAUUUGAUGAUCAAACUGAAAUUUCUUACAUAUAAGUUGCGAACGUUUUUGAUCCGUAAUGGCUUGUCAAUUCUUUUCAAGCAGGGUCCAUCAGCUUACAAGACUUACUACCUGAGGCAAAUGAAAAUAUGGAACACUUCCCCAGGAAAGCAGAAGCAACUCAGCAAGAUGCUAGAUGAAUGGGCGGUAUACAUACGAAGGAAGUGUGGGAACAAACAGCUAUCAUCAUCCACGUACCUCAGUGAAGCUGAGCCUUUUCUUGAACAGUAUGCAAAACGUAGUCCAGAGAAUCAGGCUCUGAUAGGGUCUGCUGGGAGCUUAGUGAGAGCUGAAGAUUUCAUGGCCAUUGUUGAGGGAGGCAGGGAUGAAGAGGGAGACCUUGAGACAGAGAGGGAGGUAGCACCAUCAAGCCCCAGUGCCUCUGACAAGGAUACCGUUGCAAAAAAUGAGGGUCUGAUAGUAUUCUUUCCAGGAAUACCAGGUUGCGCUAAAUCUGCACUUUGUAAAGAAAUUUUAAAUGCCCCAGGAGGACUUGGAGAUGAUCGUCCAGUCCAUAGUUUGAUGGGUGAUCUUAUUAAAGGUAAAUAUUGGGACAAGGUUGAUGAACAAUGGAAGAGAAAGCCUAAUUCCAUUAUGCUUGCUGACAAGAAUGCACCUAAUGAAGAAGUUUGGUUACGGAUUGAGGAAAUGUGCAGAAGAAUGAGAGCAUCUGCGGUUCCUGUUGUGUCUGAUUCUGAAGGAACUGAAACAAAUCCAUUUUCUCUUGAUGCAUUAGCCGUUUUCAUAUAUCGUGUGCUUCACCGAGUUAACCAUCCGGGAAAUCUCGAUAAGAACUCGCAGAAUGCUGGCUAUGUUCUGCUAAUGUUUUAUAAUCUCUAUGACGGAAAGAGCCGCAAGGAGUUUGAGAGUGAGCUAAUUGAACGUUUUGGUUCACUUGUGAAGAUGCCUCUACUGAAGCCUGAUAGGGAUCCUCUGCCUGAUUCUGUGAAGUCUAUUCUGGAGGAGGGAUCAAAUCUAUACCAGCUUCACCGAAGAAGGCAUGGCAGAGCGGAGCCCACAAAAGGAUCAUAUGCGAAGGACUGGGCUAAAUGGGAGAAGCAAUUGAGAGAGGUUCUAUUUUCCAAUGCCGAUUAUCUUAAUUCUAUUCAGGUUCCAUUUGAAUUCGCAGUUGAAAAAGUGUUAGAACAACUGAGAACUAUUGCGAAGGGUGAUUAUUCAACACCAAGCACUGAGAAGAGGAACUUUGGAAACAUUGUUUAUGCCGCUGUAAGUCUACCUGUUGGUGAAAUCCAAAGUCUCCUUGAUAAUUUGGCUGAGAAGAAUCCCAAGGUUGAGGCUCUCCUUCAAGACAAGAAUUUGGAGGGCAGCCUUAAGAAAGCCCAUGUGACGCUUGCUCACAAACGAAGUCAUGGUGUCACAGCUGUAGCCAAUUAUGGUGUGUUCCUCGAUCAAAACGUCCCGGUGAAUAUCACUGCUCUACUCUUCUCUGAUAAAAUGGCUGCAUUAGAAGCCUCCCUUGGCUCCGUUGACGGCGAGAAGAUUAGUUCAAAAAACCAGUGGCCUCAUGUGACCUUAUGGACUGGCGAAGGCGUUGCAGCCAAAGAAGCAAACUCAUUACCGCAACUGCAUUCAGUGGGAACGGCUAUUCGCAUUGAUAUCGACCCACCCAUCACCAUAACCGGCGUAUUACAAUUUUACUGAGCUUCGAAUGCAUUCAGUUUGGAUCGAAAACACUUUUAUCGGGACACAUUUUCUAGGUAAUAUGUGGAGAGAGAACAUGGAACGAAAUUUUUUUGUAGGAUCCUAGUUUUUGCUUGAGUAUGUACAUUGAGGCCAUGGAAAUAAAGCAGAGGAAAUAGAAGAAAAUUUGUGUA